Messenger RNA from Hevea brasiliensis (rubber tree), 3393 nucleotides. RefSeq names its product serine/threonine-protein kinase EDR1. Bases 178 to 2910 code for a protein of 910 amino acids. NCBI's taxonomy places the organism in Eukaryota, Viridiplantae, Streptophyta, Magnoliopsida, Malpighiales, Euphorbiaceae. The transcript has 14 exons. The record is from RefSeq and is a predicted model, not a curated record. Gene Ontology annotation, molecular function: ATP binding; protein kinase activity. Gene Ontology annotation, biological process: protein phosphorylation.
AGAAGGAGUGAGUAUUGGAGGGAAUGGAUGGGUGAGCGGUUAAUUUUAAGUUUCUCUAGCGGUGGUGGCUUGACGAAGAAGGGUGCGUAAGGUUAACCGAAUCUUUACAUAGAAAGAAACAAUAGACAAGAUAGUACAAAAGGGGAACAGAUUUUUCCACUUCUUGUUUAAUGAUCCAUGUCUAAGAUGAAACAUCUACUCAGAAAGCUCCAUAUCGGCGGUGCCAUCGAUGACCACCAGCGAUUGGCUGAGACCCGACCUGUAGCCAACCCAAGCCCCACCGCCACGGCAAACCCUUUGUCUUCAUCUUCGUCGUCUCCAACUGGUAGAAUUACGGCUGUUGAAUCUGCCGGAGGGGAUCGGAUGGCAGCGGGGGACCGGACUUGUGUGGAUUUUAAUUUAUUGGAAGAGGAGUUUCAGGUUCAAUUGGCUCUGGCAAUAAGCGCCUCGGAUCCGAAUACGCGUGAGGAUCCCGACUCCGCUCAGAUCGAUGCUGCCAAGCGGAUUAGCCUAGGAUGCCCUGUGGCUCCGCUCACCGUUACCGAUUCUCCCGUCGAGUCUCUCUCGCUUCGCUAUUGGAGCUAUAAUGUUGUAAAUUAUAAUGAUAAAGUGACGGAUGGCUUUUAUGAUGUAUGUGGCAUUACUUCAAAUUCAGUGAUUCAAGUUCAAGGGAAGAUGCCAUUAUUAGUGGAUCUGCAAGCAAUAACAAUUUUAGAUAAUGUUGAUUAUGAAGUGGUAUUUGUAAACCGCUUUGUUGACCCUGAACUUCGAGAACUUGAGAGAAAAGCUUAUAUCAUGUCCCUGCAGUGCCAAGUCUCUGAUAGCUUGCUUUUGAGUGGCUUGGUUCAGAAACUUGCUGAUCUUGUUGUUGAUAGAAUGGGUGGUCCAGUUGGUGAUGCUGAUGAGAUGUCAACAAGGUGGACCAGGAGAUGUUGUGAGUUACGGAGUGCUCUGAACUCUGUCAUUCUUCCCCUCGGAUGUCUUGAUGUAGGACUUUCACGCCAUAGGGCCUUGCUUUUUAAGGUGCUGGCUGAUAAAAUUAAUCUUCCAUGUAUGCUGGUUAAGGGGAGCUACUAUUCUGGCACUGAUGAUGGAGCCGUAAAUUUGAUUAAGAUUAAUAAUGAAAGUGAAUACAUUAUUGAUCUUAUGGGUGCUCCUGGAACACUAAUUCCUGCUGAGGUGCCCAGCAGCCAUCUCCCAAGCACUGGAUUUGAUGUAAGGGGCUUUGCUGAUCUUACUGGCAUUCCCACAGGUUCAUUGUUGCUUGGUGAAGGACCCAGGGAUCUAGCAGUUGCACCUAAUCUAGAUAGGGUUCCCCUUGUUGGCAGCUCAAGGACAGAGGAGGCAUUAUUUGUAGGCAGUAAGACAAAUGAACCAAACAUAGGCCCGGUUGAAGAAAACCAAGCUGAGACGUUUGGACAAGAGUUUGGAAAGCUUUUUCCAUCAUCUUACAAAUCACAUGAAAACUCAUCCGGGACCAGAAGGCCAUCAGCAGCAGAAAACACCAAAGUAGAAAAUGUCUCGAAGUAUGUUAUCACCGCAGAUAUGAAUCAGCAAGAUUUCAGUGAACAGAAGGUGUUAGAACAAGUCCAUCUAGAAAAUGCACAUCUAGAUGAUCAACUCCAUUGUUAUUCUGAUAAGCUCUUGUCAAGACAUGCACAGUGUCUCAUACCUUUAACUACAAAGGAUCCGUUGAACAAUCUUAGAUGUGAUACUAAGCAAGGAUGGCCUGCUGAAGGGCCAGCUAAACAACAAAGAGAAACGGAAAUGAAUUUUCUCAAGUCUGAAGUGUCUUUUCCCUCUGAUACUAAAAGUGAGGGUUUUAUAGUUGAUGAUAGAACCAGUGGACAAUUGCAGAUUGGUGCUAUCAGAGUAGAAACUGUUUCUGAUAAUCAACCAGGAAUGCUUGGAAAUCAAAUACAUGAAUCAUUCUUGUCCUCAGCGGUGAACUCUUGCCAAUUACAACCUGAAAAUGUCUUAGUCUGUGAUGAUAAACAGAGUGUGAAGUUGGUUGAAACAUUCGACAGUGGUCUACAUAUUUCGUGUAAUGGUUACAGUGAGAGAAUUCAACCAGUGCUGGGUGAGGUUGCUGAAUGGGAAAUCCCAUGGGAGGAUCUUCAAAUUGGUGAACGUAUUGGUAUUGGUUCAUAUGGCGAGGUGUACCAUGGAGAUUGGAAUGGCACUGAAGUUGCUGUGAAGAAAUUUUUGGACCAAGAUUUAUCUGGAGAUGCAUUGGUUCAGUUCAAAUGUGAAGCUGAAAUCAUGUUAAGAUUAAGACAUCCUAAUGUUGUUUUGUUCAUGGGCGCCGUUACUCGCCCACCACACCUGUCAAUACUGACAGAGUUCCUGCCCAGGGGGAGUUUGUAUAGGUUCCUGCAUCGUCCCAAUCCUCAACUUGAUGAAAAGCGGCGAAUGCGAAUGGCUCUUGAUGUGGCCAAGGGAAUGAAUUACUUGCACACAAGCCAUCCUCCCAUUGUGCAUCGAGACUUAAAGUCCCCCAAUCUCCUCGUUGACAAAAACUGGAUUGUUAAGGUCUGUGAUUUUGGAAUGUCACGCAUGAAGCACCAUACUUUUCUGUCUUCAAAGUCUACUGCUGGAACACCUGAAUGGAUGGCACCUGAAGUCCUAAGGAACGAACUAGCAAACGAAAAAUGUGAUGUGUAUAGUUUUGGUGUGAUAUUAUGGGAGUUGGCCACCUGUCAAAUCCCAUGGAAAGGCUUGAAUCCGAUGCAGGUUGUGGGAGCUGUGGGAUUCCAAAAUAAGCGGCUUGAGAUUCCAGAGGAUGUUGAUCCAGCCAUUGCCCAGAUAAUACACGAUUGUUGGCAAAGGGAGCCACACUUACGACCCUCAUUUUCACAACUUAUAUCCCGUCUGCGUCACAUUCAAAAGUUACGUGUUGAAAGAACAUAGCAUAUGAAUCAAACAACAGAAUUGGCUGGUUACUACUGAAGUUUUAAGUUGUUUCUGGGCUCAAAAGAGCUGGUGCAGCCCUUUUUUUUUUUUUUUUUUGACGAAGAAGUGUUGGUUCAUUCAAAGUGGGGACGCAGCACAAGCCUGUUGGUUGGACACAGCAUGGGGAUUCUCCUAAUUAGAUUGCAUUAAUGCAGAGGAGGAUGCCAUUGGAAAAUUGUUUUUAGCAGGACAAAUAGUUAUUGUCAUUAAACUUGCAUGUAAGAAAAUCCUAAAAUGGGAAAAAAGAAAAAGAAAGCAAAAAAAGAAAAUAAUCUUUAAAUUUAUUUUCCUUUAUUUCUUUCUUUCUUUGUGGAGGUCUUGGUUGGGUUAGCAAACCCAACUCCGGAAUUGUAAACAUUGGAUCUCUAUGGUUCAUGUGGGAAAAAAAAAAAAAAAAAGGAAAAACAGGUGAAGAAGAAAUUCUUAUGAAUUGUUUAUAUA